This is a messenger RNA of Phanerochaete carnosa HHB-10118-sp, 1057 nucleotides long. RefSeq lists its product as uncharacterized. The record is from RefSeq and is a predicted model, not a curated record. Bases 172 to 891 code for a protein of 239 amino acids. The transcript has a single exon. NCBI's taxonomy places the organism in Eukaryota, Fungi, Basidiomycota, Agaricomycetes, Polyporales, Phanerochaetaceae.
UGAGGAUUUGACUGACGACGGUCAUCUCAGGAUACUUUCACAGCUUACGCAUCUUGUCGCUCGUCCACCACCCAUCACACGUUCUAUCUUGUCCCUUACCUGUAAGACUCCAGCUCUCCAUAGCGCUGGCCACUGCAAGUGCUGCUCACUUAUACGCGUACCAUAGUAAACAUGCUUCCCGAGGAAGCCGAUAUCGAUCCCAUGUUCUGGGGGUACUGCGUGGGCGGGUUUGUUGUUAGCAUCGAUGUCGCCGAGGCGUUCGCCCGCCGCAGCGAUAUUGGGGUCCUCGAGCUCAUCGAUCGUUUCCGCAACGCCAAGAAGGAAGAUUACGAUAGGCAAGGUUGGUGGAAGCUUUCCGAGAGCCCGAUCAAUGCCUCGAAACGGAUCAAUAACUGGCUAUUGGACCGCCAUCCGGACGACUUUGCAUCGCUCCCAUUCCCGGGCGUGCAGGUUGUCUUCUUUUACUGGAGGCAAGAAGAGCGCGAGAAGUGGAACGCGCGACAGAAGGACCUUGGCAGCCCGCCGAAGCUCGCAGAUGGCUGGUACCUGCUCUUCAAGUGUCGAGACGCGUACACGCUGGAUGAGCUCGUGCGCGUACGUUCUGUUGACUCCGUCGAGGAGACCGAGAAGCGCAAGUUCCGGGAAUAUCUGCUUAACGAUCUGCAGGUCCUAGGCUCGGAGACCAAGGCUGAGGGUCGGGAACAGGCCCUGCCUUGGAUCUCCCUGUUCGACUACAGCGGGUUAUGCUUCGUAUGGUUCAGGCCCGGCGGCCGGAGGGAUAAGGACAUCAGACACAUUGUUGAUCCAGAGGAAAAGCAGGCUUAUUUCAAGAAAUUUUUCGAAACGCAGCGUCGACAAGUUGAUGCGAUAAUGGCAGAGAGGGCAGGAUAAUUGUGCGGACAUACCAAGCCACCCAUGAGUACUCUCAGCCCUCUAGUGAGAGCGGCCUGCCUGCCUCAGUCACUACUACUACAUCUAUACUAUUAUAUUCAUGUCCGUUAUUGCAUGCCCAUGGCGCUUACGUGGCCACUACAGACCAGCUACACCUUGCAUUUUA